Molecule: messenger RNA, 459 nt
Organism: Geodia barretti
Lineage: Eukaryota; Metazoa; Porifera; Demospongiae; Tetractinellida; Geodiidae
Source: the annotation of a GenBank genome assembly
AUGGAAAAUGCCAAAAAUUCCACAACUCCAGCGAUUACUGUGAAUCGAAAAGCGCGGUAUGACUAUCACCUGCGCGAUCGCUAUGAAGCCGGUGUCGUUCUGCAAGGCACAGAAGUGAAGGCAAUUCGCUCAGGACGGUUUAACCUGACAGAUAGUUACGCACAGAUAACAGAUGGAGAAGCGUUCCUGAUCGAUGCCCACAUCGGUCCUUAUGAACAUGGAAAUAUUGAAAAUCACGAGCCGAAGCGGAAACGGAAACUCUUAUUGCAUCGGCGAGAAAUCAUCAAACUUGAACGCUCAAUCCGUUCAAAAGGGAUGACUAUCGUUCCGACUCGAGCAUACUUUAGCAACGGCAAAGUGAAACUGGAAUUAGCUGUUGCCAUGGGUAAGCAAAUUUACGAUAAACGCGAUAAAAUUGAGCGUGAAGCGGCUGCGAGUGAGCUGCGGUCAUAUAAUUGA